This is a messenger RNA of Ornithodoros turicata, 2472 nucleotides long. RefSeq names its product manganese-dependent ADP-ribose/CDP-alcohol diphosphatase-like. The record is from RefSeq and is a predicted model, not a curated record. Gene Ontology annotation, molecular function: ADP-ribose diphosphatase activity; 2',3'-cyclic-nucleotide 2'-phosphodiesterase activity; CDP-glycerol diphosphatase activity. The transcript has 7 exons. The coding region runs from base 797 to 1825 and encodes 342 amino acids. Lineage: Eukaryota; Metazoa; Arthropoda; Arachnida; Ixodida; Argasidae.
GUUUGAUACGAUUUUAUCACGGUGAAGCACCCUGUAUGCAGAUAUGAGUAUAUCUUUCCACUGGGCAACAACAUGUUGCGACGUUAAUUGUUGGAGCUUGAGGCAAAAUUGAGUCGCGGAUCAACGAACGUCGCGUCCCUCCCCCAGCGCUGCAGCGAUGCACUCUAGGGAAAUCUGGGGAAAGUUCAAUGUCCACAUUAGGAGGAACAUGCAAUUGCAGUGAUUGCAGGUUGGCAACGCUAGGUGUGUGUUGUGUUCGGCUGUGCGUCUCGUUUCUCUUUUGGCGCAAUCGUCUACUGUCUAUAUCGUUGUAUUUUUAUUGAAUUCAUUCGGGAGUCGAGAACCGCGCCGUGAUUGUGUGCUUUGCUCCUUUUGACUUGUUACGCGUCAGCCCUUCUCGUACGACCACAGGAAAGAGCGCCUCUGCACAUCCGCCAAGCGUCAGUCACCACAUCACGGACCCCCCAAAAACACUUUUGUUUACUUCUCAACGGUUUGCUCAAGAGUUGGCCAUCAUCAGCUGAGAUGUUCGGAGCAAUGACCACUCCUCGCGAUUCUUCUCAAGGGCUUCACGGGAUACUGUCCUGUUUGGAAACAUUCCAAAGCGAUAACGGCUGACAGUGCUUGUCUAAAAGAGGGCUGUGUCCACUUGAAGUAGCGAUAUGGGGUGGGCAAUGAAAGGGAAGAUACCAUCGCGCGGUUUCCUUUUCAUGUUUUCUGUGUUCAUUGGUGCCAUAAGACCAUGAUGCAGCACCAGCAAAGCUGAAAGCUGUCUUAUAACCUGGAGGCCUGCAACAUGACAGAAUCUGCAGAAAUUAGCGUGUGUGCAGCCACGCCGUUGGUAACGUUUGGGGUGCUGACAGACGUGCAAUAUGCAGACUGCGAAGACAAGCCAGCUGGCUACGAUCCUUCCCUCAUCCGAUACUAUAGGAACUCCCUGAACCAGGUGAAACAUGCUUUUGAGCACUGGAGUCGUAUGUCAGGUGUCAGCCUUGUACUUCAGCUGGGUGAUCUGGUCGACGAGAACAAUGCCAGCUGUGAGGUGGGGCUUGAACGUGUCCUCACCCUGUUCAGCCAGCUCCCUGUUUAUCACACUGUGGGGAACCACGAGCUCUACAACUGGGACAGGCACACAUUAGCUGAGCACUACGUUUGUGAGGGACUCGUAUCUAAGGCUGAGCCAGUCUUUUACUACAGCUUUGUACCUGUACCUGGAGUCCGUUUCGUUUCAUUGGACUGCUUCGAAGUGAGCGUACUAGGCUACGGGGCCGAGCACCCACGUCGACACGUUGCAGCAGAGCUGUUGGCACAGAAACAUGGAACAUGGGAUGAGAGCAAGUGGGAAUGGCCAGAUGCACUCAGUGGACUCGAACAGCGUUUUAUUAAUAGCAACGGUGCUGUAAGCCAGGAGCAGCUACUAUGGCUGGAUGGAGAAUUGCGACAUGCAGACGCAGCGGGAGAAGUUGUGGUUGUAUUUGGGCACUUGGCACUCUGUCCCAACAGUGCCAAUCCAGACUGCCUUCUGUGGAAUUACGCUGAAGUCCAGGCUGUGCUUGAAACACAUCCCAGUUCCACCCUGUACCUUUGUGGCCACGCACACCGGUGUGGCUAUUCAACAAAUGGACGUGGUAUGCAUUACAUGGCCCUAGCAGGGAUCAUUGAGACAUCUCCAUCUACGGUGGCAUACUCUACCAUCUCUGUAUAUCAAGAUCGCAUUGAAAUUCAUGGUGCAGGCCGGGAGGAAAGUCGCACCCUCUGGUUCAGGACUUCCGAAGCCCCAGAAGAGCCGCUGGAAGUGAAUCCUGUGGUCAAAGUGGUUGUCUGAAUGGCGCAACUGACCUUUUGUAUUUAUGUAACAUAUAUGUACUAGUGCCACACAUAGUGCUUAGGCUCUGUUCUCUAUUCGGUGACAUCUACAGCAUCAACAAAAUUUCUCCAUAGCAAAGUUUUCAACAUACACCAGUGUUCUUUUGAAAAACACGAGACGACUGUACCAAACUUCAAGAAGGAAAACAAGAAAUGCCGAAAAUGAGAGGCCUCUAGGUACACUGUGGUAUGGCAGAGCCAUUUCUGUACAGAAUUGAUGGAAGAAGUGAUCUUUUCAUACUAUGUGAAGGCCAGCAGGAAGAUAUUCGUAAAAUGUUUAAUUAAUGCUUCAAACAAUUUCAUACAGAAUUGUAAAAUAUCUAGUUAGUAACUACACUGUGUGACAUUUGUAGCCUCUCACAGAGCCCCAAAUGGGGAAAAUGUGCACACAAACUGAUGUUCAAGGUGUGACAAGUACUUUCUAUCAGCGGACCACGAGUGGUCGCCACUGGGUUAUGGCGGCAUAGGGCACUGUGUACUGUUAUAGCGAAGUGAACGUUCUGCAGCCAAAUGUGAUUGUUUAAAUGGAUUAAAUGGGUUUCACUCUAAUGCAUGUCUUAGAUAUGUAAGGAAUGCCUUGGGAAUAAAUUUAUUUUCAACUUUUGA